AUGGCACAUACGCGCUCCCGCUGUUCCAGCGCUCCCGCUCUUCCUCCCGCAACGCUGUUGCGAGCAGCGAACACCAUGAUAGAAGCAAAUAAACCCGUGGCGAGCGCGAACGGCCAUACAAUCCGCCUCGUGGGCAAGGACGAAUAUAAAGAAGCAGCUGAGUGCCUCGCCGAAGCGUUUGUGGACGACGAGGUCGCCCGCUAUUUCCUCGAUAUGCCGGACACGGCGCGCUGGGCGAACAAGCGGAAGUGGGAGCUUCACGCUUCGAUCUUGGAGUACGUCACGUAUGCUCUGGUCAUGGGGGAGCGGGACGAAUAG
Molecule: messenger RNA, 318 nt
Organism: Eremomyces bilateralis CBS 781.70
Lineage: Eukaryota; Fungi; Ascomycota; Dothideomycetes; Eremomycetales; Eremomycetaceae
Exons: 2
Coding region: 1-318 (105 amino acids)
Source: RefSeq, a predicted model, not a curated record